Molecule: messenger RNA, 436 nt
Organism: Prorocentrum cordatum
Lineage: Eukaryota; Dinophyceae; Prorocentrales; Prorocentraceae
Source: the annotation of a GenBank genome assembly
GCCGACAGGCACCCUGGAGUUCCUGUUCGACCGGCUGGCCGACACCAGCGGGGCGGUGCAGGUCUCGGCCGUGGCGCUGCUGGCGCAGAGCUGGGCGAGCGAGCCCGUGCUCUUCCGGUGCUUCAGGGACCUGUGCCCCGGCGCCCUGCCGUCGCUCUUCCGCGUGCCGGGGGCGGCGUCGGUGUUUGCGGAGGUGAAGGCGAGCGGGGGCUCCGCCGGAGCCGUCGUCCCGAUCGUCACGGAGAUCGCCCUUCGGCUCUGCAACGGGGGCGUUGUCGACACGAAGGCGUCGCGGAAGGCGCGGAGGCGCUACUUCGACGUGAAGCGCGAGCAGAAGAACCGGAAGCGCCUGGAAGGGGACGAGAGCGGCGACGAGGGGCCCGACGAUGAGGGCGAGGACGACGCCUGCUUCGGCAUGGGGGUGAGCAAGGCCCAG